Messenger RNA from Gorilla gorilla gorilla (western lowland gorilla), 2483 nucleotides. It is a transcript of the gene ADIRF, whose product is annotated as adipogenesis regulatory factor. Gene Ontology annotation, biological process: positive regulation of fat cell differentiation. Gene Ontology annotation, cellular component: nucleus. The coding region runs from base 2098 to 2328 and encodes 76 amino acids. Lineage: Eukaryota; Metazoa; Chordata; Mammalia; Primates; Hominidae. The record is from RefSeq and is a predicted model, not a curated record. The transcript is spliced from 3 exons.
GAAUACACAUUCAUUAGCAUGCAAGGGGAAAUCAGAGUGACUGCCCCACCACGAAAUGGGGUACAGAUGAGCAAUGGGGAAGUGUGGGUAAUUUCAGGGGGCUAGUAAAUGAUUUUCAGGGGAAUUCAGUGGGCUUGAAGAACAUACAGUGGCCUGGGACAAAGUCUGUUGGGCUCCCAGAGCAGACAACGGUUUGCAAAAUCUGUCCAGGUGUGUGAGCAGGCUUCAGUCUUUCUUCCUGUGACAGGAGUUCAGUCAGAGAAAACUCCAGGAAGGGACCAGUGGUCAUUGUUUUCUUCUUUGGUGGGUCCAGACUUAAGGCAGAUGAGGAACUUCAGAGAACAACUUCACUGUAUGCUUUGGAAGAGACAAAGGGUUGGGGGGCCUGUGGGAGUCUGGUCGGAGAGACCUUAAGGCUUCUUCAGUUCAGAAUGUCACACCACUAUAUUUCGGGGUAUUGGUUUCUGAGCCCCAACAAUGGGUAACUGAAACUGCAGAAAGCGAAAUCACAAAUUAGCUGGGCGUGGUGGCUCAUGCCUGUAAUCUCAGCUACUCAGGAGGCUGAGGCAGAACUGCUUGAACCUGGAAGGCAGAGGUUGCAGUGAGCCAAGAUCCCGCCAUUGCACUCCAGCCUGGGCAACAAGAGCAAAACUCUGUCUCCAAAAACAAAAAAAGGAAAAAAAAAAAGUGACACCACAGCAAACUGGGGCGGGGGUGGGGGGAACGGUAAUGCGGUAAUGCGCUCCCUCCUCCUGCCUCUCCUUGUCUGAGAAGCCCUGGUGCCCUGCACGCUCUCACAAGGUGACCCCGCAGCACCAGAAGCAGGGUAUGUGCCAGCAGACCAAGCCUGUGUGGCAGGGGCUUCCCAGCGCUCCAGAAUAGGGGAGACACCAGCAGAGGUGCAAGAAACAGCCCCGGACAGGAAGCGGUAGAGAGACCCAGAAAGGCAGGGUGGGUGUGCACUGGCCUCCAGGUCCUGAAGGCCGACUCUGCAGUGGGAGUAUACCCAGCUGGGUGGGGCCUGACCUACACCCCUUGUGUGCCAGGGGAAUGUAUCUUGCAAGCUGUUUUGCUGCACCCAGGGAUGACCUUCUCCACUCAGGCCCAGGUCCCUAAGUCCCCUCCUAACAGCCACAAGUCGUACUCUCUAGCGCCUUGCCUGCCCCAUCUCAGGAAAAGUGACCUGAGAGGCCCAAGCUUAUUCCUGCCCUCCCUGAGCCAUGCUCCCUGCCCAACUUCCUAAGGCUUCGGUGACGGACGGCAAUCUCCUUGCCUGGGCUGCACAGGCACACUGCCCUCUCCCCCUUGGGGUUGCAUGGUCUGCAAGUGCACACACCUAUAUCUCGCCCUCUCAGGGGAAGGAUUUACCAGGCCCUCUCUGUCUGCAUCCACUGGGUCUCUGGCUACAGGCAGAGAGCCAGUCAGCAGUGCCCCUGCAGCUGUUUGGGGCUGGGGGCUCCGAUGAUGCCAGAGCCCUAGGGUUUACAGGCACCUAGGCAGAUUCGAGGAUCCAAGUCCCUGCCACAUGCGUUUGGGUGAGACCGACCUCACUGCCUCAGUUUCCUCCUAUACACUGAUGCUAUUAACAAAAAUACCCACUUCAGGAGGUAGUUGUAAAGAUUAUACAAGAGACUACAGAGCGUUAGGCAGCACCUGGCACAAGACAAAUGCUCAGUAAAAGACCGCUGCUGUCAUUAAUGUCAACACCAGCCCUGAGCUCCUGCCCUGGAGCUGACCCAGCGCUCACGCCCAGGAUCAGAAAGGGAGGGCUGGGGCUGAUGAGCUGGGAGGUGGUGUGCGCCCUUCUCCUGCCUCCAGCUCCUCUCUGGACCCCUGUCCUAGCACCUCUUCGGUCCCUGGUUCGGUCUGCCCCUUUCCCACCGCGGCCCGUCUUAGGCCAGGAUGUGCUCCCUGCCCUGCGGACUCUGGAGCAGGGCCCGGCCACUCCCCGGAACCGCCCCGCGCCCUCUCCCCUACACGGGGCAGGCCAGCCCUGGGGCGCCUUAAAAACCCGAGCUGGCGCUUGGCAUCGCCACUCUGGGCAGGAUCCAACGUCGCUCCAGCUGCUCUUGACGACUCCACAGAUACGCCGAAGCCAUGGCAAGCAAGGGCUUGCAGGACCUGAAGCAACAGGUGGAGGGGACCGCCCAGGAAGCCGUGUCAGCGGCCGGAGCGGCAGCUCAGCAAGUGGUGGACCAGGCCACAGAGGCGGGGCAGAAAGCCAUGGACCAGCUGGCCAAGACCACCCAGGAAACCAUCGACAAGACUGCUAACCAGGCCUCUGACACCUUCUCUGGGAUCGGGAAAAAAUUCGGCCUCCUGAAAUGACAGCAGGGAGACUUGGGUCGGCCUCCUGAAAUGACAGCAGGGAGACUUGGGUGACCCCCCUUCCAGGCGCCAUCUAGCAGAGCCUGGCCCUGAUCUCCGGGCAGCCACCACCUCCUCGGUCUGCCCCCUCAUUAAAAUUCACGUUCCCACCCUGU